Diceros bicornis minor is the source of this 1699-nucleotide messenger RNA. Its product is annotated as ubiquinol-cytochrome-c reductase complex assembly factor 2. The transcript is spliced from 2 exons. Gene Ontology annotation, biological process: mitochondrial respiratory chain complex III assembly. The coding region runs from base 71 to 421 and encodes 116 amino acids. Lineage: Eukaryota; Metazoa; Chordata; Mammalia; Perissodactyla; Rhinocerotidae. The record is from RefSeq and is a predicted model, not a curated record. Gene Ontology annotation, cellular component: mitochondrial matrix.
ACCUCAGUGCGCAAGCGCCAUCUGUCCGCGCAGACUCCUCCCUCAGGGGCGGGGAAAAGCGGGGCCCAAAAUGGCGGCCAGUCGCUACCGGCGUUUCCUUAAGCUCUGUGAGGAAUGGCCAGUGGACGAGACCAAACGGGGCCGGGACUUGGGCGCUUACCUGCGGCAGCGGGUAGCACAGGCCUUUCGGGAGGGAGAGAACACCCAGUGCUGUGCACUGACCAAGCUGAUCCCAAAGGACCUCUGUGGGGCCCCGCUAAGCCCUUCUGUGCUUCCGGAGCCCGUGUACGCCGGUGCAGCAGGUUUGGGUUCUCCACGUCCGCCCCUGUGUGUGAGUAGGAGACCUGCAUUCUCGCUUGCCUCCAGGUUGGUGCUGCAGCAGCCCUGGGAUUCCUGCAUUCAUGUUGUACCUAUUUAUUGACCAUCCACCACAGACCAGGACCUGCGCUAGGUGCUGGGGAGACAGCGUGGAAUUAGACAGAUGAGGUCCUGCCCACAGGAAGUUUGAGUUUACAUUCUAGUUCAGGACAUGGUAAGCAAGUAGACACGCAUAAGACAGUUCAAAUAAGGACCAUGAUGGUUAUAAAACAGAGUAGCAUAACAAAAGGGUAAUGCUAGUUAUGAUAGUCAGAUAAGGCCUUACUGAGGAGUAACAUAGAUGAGACCUAAGGGAAGAAGAUGAGCCAACAAUGUAUACUUGGUUGGAAGGGCAUUCCAGGCGGUGCAAAGGUCCUGAGGCAGAACACAGAUUGGUAUGUUAGAGAUCAGAAAGGAAGCCAGAGUGACUGGAGGGCAGUGAGUGAGAUUGAGUUUGCCAAGAGCUGAGGUCAAGGGAGGCCAGGAGCCAGGCACAGUAGGGCCUUAGAGGCUCUGGUUAGGAGUUGGAUUUUAGCAUAAGGCCAGGGAGAAGCCGUUAGGGAGGUUUAGUCAGGCGACUGAUGUGACUCCACUUACUUUUUUUAAAAGAUCACUCCAGUUGUAUAUGGUGAAGGGGUUAUGGGGGCAAGAACAGAAACAAGAAGGCUGGAGAAAAGGCUACUCUGGUAGCCCAGGGAAGACAGGGUGGUGGCUUGGAUGAUGGUGGCAGCCCAGGAGAUGGAAGUGGCUGGAUUUGGGUUGCAGUGUGAAGGUUGUGUCAACAGGACUUGCUGAUAUGUUGAUGUGGAGUAAAGGGAAAGAGAGGAACCAAGGACACACCUAGAUUUUUCUGGCCUGAGCAACUGGGUGGAAGAUGGUGUCAUUUACUGAGAUGGGAAAGACUAAAAGAGGAACAGGUGGGCUGUGGGAAGAACAUCUUGAGUUUGGUAUUAGACACGUUAAACUUGAGAUGCCAGGUAGACUGACUUCCAAGUGGAAAUGUCAAGGAGGCAGUGGGAUAUUUGCCUGGGGCUCAGGCAAGAGGUCAGAGAUAUGAAAUGAGAUACAUGCACACACAGCCUGAAGAAAUGACUUGCAAAACUGGGCCAUGACCUGUCAAAGCAGGAACAUGUUUUCUUGCAACUGAGCCCAACACAGAACCAAGCCAGCCCACCUACUGGAGCAAGAACAUGCCCAGUGUUAUCACUGUAACUGGAUCGCUGAUUGGAUGGUGGGCAUGGAUGGAGUGUGUGGCCCAGGGCUUCUGUGGGGAGGCUGGGGGGUUGCACUACACUGGGAGCCCUCACACCUUUCACAGUGGUCUUCACUGACCCAAAGCAUA